Durusdinium trenchii is the source of this 930-nucleotide messenger RNA. The record is from the annotation of a GenBank genome assembly. NCBI's taxonomy places the organism in Eukaryota, Dinophyceae, Suessiales, Symbiodiniaceae.
CUGGCUUUGUUGGCUUCAUCCAUGACUGACCAAGGGGCACGUUCCUGAAACACCGGAGACAGUCCCUCACCAGAAAAGGUCCCGACAGCUACCCGGUCCGUCUCUACCUUUCGUGUUUCCCCGCUCAAGUUAAGGCAACCCUUCUGCUAUCUACAGAUGCAUGUACUUUGCGUUCUGACAACAUACAGCGAGCCGUCGGAGUCAUGGCGAAGCGGGUGGGUGGUGGCCACAUCAGCGUCAGCCCCAUCGGCUUCAUUGGGUUCAUCGCCCCCAUGGCGUAACCCCAGGUUCUACAGGUAACUUACCGCUACCCGCCUUCCAUUUUGCUACCGCCCCCUGCUCUGCAAGUUUAGAAAAGAGUUGAUGCUGAAUCGAUCAUGCCUGGUAGGAUGCAUGCUGAAACAAGGCCACAACAUUUAGCCACCUUGGCUUGGGCAAUGGCCAUUGCGAGGGUAGAGGACACGUUCCAGCAUGCAGGCAAUGCAAUGGAUGCUGUUGCGCAGCAGGUGACCUUUGUGCGGGAACUGUUGGAUUGUCAUGUGCCAAUGCAGACAACACGUCCAGCAUGCGCAGCAACAGGCAGCUUUCAGUCAUCAUCUCUUUUCUGCACAGAAUGUUGCAAUCACGCUGUGGGCAUUUGCCAAGCUUUUACAGGCUCCUGAACCUUUGCUUUUCUUGUUUCGGCGGCAUGUUCGCAGGAAUCAGUUCAGAGGCUUUGAAGCCAUGCCCAUUGCGGCAACUGUUUGGGCACUUGCUAGAAUUGCUGAGGUCUCAGAGCAUGCCACAAGGCACAACGCUUUUAGAAUUCAGCUGGUGCGCAGAGGGUGUGAACAGCUUUCCGAUUUCUCUGAGCAGGGAAUUGCCAACCUGUCUUUUGCCUUGGCUGCCGGAAUGAAGCCUGCCCGGAGUUCAAUUCAACCAAGUUCGCGC